AUGGAAACCCUAGCUGUUCCAGUGUUUGCCAAACCGGCUGACGAAUUAGGCAAUGAUGCUGUAAAACCGGCCAUCACCAGUACACCGCCACCAGGUGUAGCCAAAAAGCCACCCCAGAAAAGGAAGAAAUCGUCCGCCUCCCCACAGUCGCCGCCGGGUACUGAUGCAUCAGCGGGCACUAAAACGAAAAGAGACAACGAGCACGAUGCGAAUGGUGCACAACUGCCGGGCUCAUCCCAGGGUAACACUACACCGAGCGCUAAAAAGCAGAAGCAAAAACAACCCGACGAAGGAAAGGAAUCCGUAGGCAAGAAACAGAAAAUGUCCGGCAAACAGGCGCGCUUCCAUAUCAAGCUGUAUGCGACAUCGAAACAACCGGUCGCCAGCACGACGGUUGGCAUUGCGAAGAAAAAGAAAGCUAAACUACAGCAGCAAACGGUGGCCAGUGGUGCUGGUGCCGGUACGGAACAGCACAAACAGCAGAACGGAACUGCGGCGGAAUCGAAAAAAAAAUCAUCGAAGAAAAACCGCCCGUCGAAGGUGAACGGUUCGAUCGGUUUGCCACCGACCAGCGUCGCGACGCCGCUUAAACGCGUUACGCAGAUAAAGCAGGAACCAAAGACACCGACCAGAACGAGCACCGGUACGGCCCUGCACGAGCUGGACAGUGUAACGAUCGGGCGGCACACGUUCGCUUGGAUGAUCGGUCCCGGCACCACGGUGGAAGAGUUCAUGCGCACGCACUGGGAACGCAAGCCGCUGCUGGUGCAGCGUCACAAUCGUACGUAUUACGAAGGUCUCUUGUCCCGCGCCAUGAUCGACGAGAUGCUGCGCACGAACAACAUUGAGUACACGAAGAACAUCGACAUUACGUCGUACCGGGAUGGACAGCGCGAAACGCAUAAUCCGGACGGGCGUGUUCUGCCGCCGGACCUGUGGCACUUUUACGGCACUGGCUGUAGCGUACGCAUGCUGAAUCCCCAGACCUACCUGCGCUCGGUGUACGAGCUGAACGUGAAGCUCCAGGAAUACUUCCACUGCAUGACGGGGGCCAACUUCUAUUUGACACCGCCCGGCAGUCAGGGCUUUGCGCCACAUUACGACGACAUCGAAGCGUUCGUGCUGCAGAUCGAGGGCCAGAAGCGGUGGCGACUGUACGGACCGCGCCAACCGCAGGAAGUGCUGGCGCGUGUAUCCUCCGACAAUCUGAAUCAGGACGAACUGAGCGGACCACCGAUCCUGGACGUGGUGCUGGAGGCGGGCGAUCUGUUGUACUUUCCGCGCGGCUGUAUCCAUCAGGCCGCCACCGUACCGGGCGCCCACUCGCUGCACAUUACUGUGAGCAUGUAUCAGCGUAACUGUUGGGCGGAUCUUUUCGAGCAACUGCUGCCGAUUGCGUUGGCGACUGCGGCAGACGAGGAACCGUUGCUGCGUGAAGGUUUACCGCUCGAUCUGCAUCAACACUUUGGCAUCGUGCAUUCGGAUGGUACGAGUACCGAACGGCGACGGCUGAUCGUGCGCAUUCGUACCAUGUUCGACAAACUGUUCUCGGAUACAGCGAUCGAUGCGGCUGUCGAUCAGCUGGCAAAACGGUUCCAGCACGACGCAUUGCCACCGUUGGUCGAUUUCGGCGAGUGGGAUGAUACGGUGUACGGUGCAGGGAAUUAUGAGUUCCGCCCGGACGGAACGGUACAGUGUGCGAGACCGAUCGAAGAUCGUUCCUCGGUGCGGUUACUCCGGCGCAAUAUACUGCGGCUGGUCAGCGAGGAGGAGAAGCUACGCAUCUACUACCACACGGACAAUUCUCGCGAGUACCACCAGUACGAGGCAAACUUCCUGGAGCUGGACCACGAGACGGCGCUCGGGGUGGAGCUGCUAAUAAAGAUGUACCCGAGGUAUGUGCUGGUCAGCAGCCUGCCGGUGGAGGAUCGGCUCGAGUUCAUUCGGAGCCUUUGGGAGAAGGGAUUGAUCGUUUGCCGACGACCUGGUGAGGAUGCGAAUGUGAACAUGGCCGCUUCCACUUCGUAA
This is a messenger RNA of Anopheles marshallii, 2028 nucleotides long. It is a transcript of the gene NO66, whose product is annotated as bifunctional lysine-specific demethylase and histidyl-hydroxylase NO66. Bases 1 to 2028 code for a protein of 675 amino acids. Gene Ontology annotation, molecular function: histone H3K36 demethylase activity; histone H3K4 demethylase activity. Lineage: Eukaryota; Metazoa; Arthropoda; Insecta; Diptera; Culicidae. The transcript is spliced from 2 exons. The record is from RefSeq and is a predicted model, not a curated record. Gene Ontology annotation, cellular component: nucleolus.